This is a messenger RNA of Eruca vesicaria subsp. sativa (arugula), 543 nucleotides long. NCBI's taxonomy places the organism in Eukaryota, Viridiplantae, Streptophyta, Magnoliopsida, Brassicales, Brassicaceae. The record is from the annotation of a GenBank genome assembly.
AUGCGGAUUUUGUGUGAUGCGUGCGAGAACGCAGCCGCUAUCGUCUUUUGCGCCGCCGAUGAAGCUGCCCUUUGCCGCUCCUGCGAUGAAAAAGUACAUAUGUGCAAUAAGCUAGCUAGUCGGCAUGUACGUGUAGGUUUAGCCGAACCAAGCAAUGCCCCUUGCUGCGAUAUAUGCGAAAAUGCACCUGCCUUCUUUUACUGUGAGAUAGACGGUAGUUCGCUUUGUCUGCAAUGUGACAUGGUAGUACAUGUUGGUGGCAAGCGAACGCACGGCCGGUUUCUUUUGCUCAGACAGAGAAUCGAGUUUCCAGGGGACAAGCCUAAACCAAACAAUACUAGAGACAAUAUGCAAAACCAUAGAGUCUCUGCAAGUGCAAACGGUGAAGCUAAUGGCAAGACUGAUGACGAAAUGAUUGAUCUAAACGCUAACCCGCAGAGAGUACAUGAGCCAUCAUCAAAUAACCAAGGUAUCGAUGUAAAUAACACGAACAAUCACGAGCAUGUAGGUGUUGUACCCUUUAAGCGAGAGCCUGAGAAGUGA